Molecule: messenger RNA, 2593 nt
Organism: Prorocentrum cordatum
Lineage: Eukaryota; Dinophyceae; Prorocentrales; Prorocentraceae
Source: the annotation of a GenBank genome assembly
UAACGUAACGUUUUUGGCCCACGAAGUAACAAGCACGUAACGUUGCAUUGGUUUGGGCACCACAAGAGCUUCGGUCAGAGGCGUUUUUGGCGGCAUUACCGCGUCUUCGAGGCUUGUUGGGUCGUCUUGGAGGCGUCCCCAGCUUGGGGUCACUUCGGGGCCCCCCCCGAGACUCACGGGGCCGUCUCCGACCUGAUGUCUCCCCCUGAGGUGGCUGAGGGAUCGCCCGACACCCAUCGAGGUCGACCCUCGACGGCUCCUGUGCGAUCGCGUUAUUUGCUACCAGCAGCGUGGGCAGCCUGACGAUCGCGCGCGAAGCGAUUGAAGCAAGAAGACAUCCACAGACAGGCUACCAAUAUCUAGCAUGCCUUUGGCCCUUUGGGCUGGCGACUACAAUGUGCGGUCUGCCAGGUUUGAGAUCUUCCGUUCAUGUCAUUGUCUUUCAUGGAUAGAAUCUCGGAGCCAGACGAGACAACUCCGCUUCGGUCGACGCCCGAUGCCUCGUGGCAGGAACGGCAGCGUUUUCCCAGCGAGUUUGUAGGCUUGUGGGUGUGCAAAGACGGUAGCUUCUAUGACGGCUCCACAAUCGAGAUCGGAAGCAACCAUUGGUGCCCCCUUCGCCCUACAGGUAUUGUGAAGAGCAGCGCAGUCUACAGCUGGAGGGUUGUGGAUGGCCGGUGUCAGCUCGUUGACACUCGCGGAGCGGGCGAGAGCUACGUCUACAAUUUGAGCAGUUGUCACGAUGGGACGUUGGAGGUGAUCACGCAGUCAGAGAGUUGGUAUUUGGUUAGGGCCAGGCACCGGCGGACCUCAAAGACAGUGUCUCCUGCACAGCCGGAAAUGUUGGGGCAAAUUGUCCAUACCAAGGGUCGUCAAGUUUGCUUGUUGUUUUCCACCGUGUCCAUACUGGUUUGCGUGUUUCUAAUUGGAACGUUUGAAGAGGAUUGGAGUGUAAUAACCGCAAUAUACGUGCUGACGCAGUGCUUACUCACCAUCGGUUUCGGCGACGUUGCGGUGACCCAUGAUAUCACAAAGAUGUCGUUGUCAUUACUCAUGCUUUCCAGCUUGGUGACGAUUGCGUUUAUUGCAAAGCAGAUCGUCGACGUGGUUGUACAGAAGAAGACCCUACGCGCUACCACCAAGGCAACCGAGCUCCAGAUGAAAAUCGUGAAGGGCCUUCAGGCAUCAGCACACGCAGGGCCAUCGAAGAGUACUGAUCCUACCGCCGACGACAGAGGAGACUCCGAUGUCAGGCAGAUCCUGGUCGGAGUGGCCCCCUUCGUGUGUUCCCUGGCGUUCGGCACUAUCUUCUACGCGACAUACGCGGGGGGGGCCCGAGCGACCGACACCGUACAAAAACAUAACCUAUUAUUCCGGAGGGCCCAGCGGAUAUUUUGGAUCGGAGUUGGACCUUUCUCGGUGGCGCGUCGCGCGCCGCGCCUGGCGCGCUCCGCGCGUCCGCGUCCCGCGCCGAUGCAUGAAAUCUGUGCGGACCUCUGGGAGUUUUUGCUUUGGGGAGUUUUUCGUUAGUCCCGCACGUGUACUGUAGUUGUCUCCCCCUCCUGCCUCCUCGAUUGAUUUACCCGCCCAUGAGAGCGCACGUCUGUAGCUGGCACGCCCUUCUGGCUGCUGCCAUGUUGUUCCCAAGUAGUACGAGUCCUAAUUAGUCGCGAUAUCCUGCACCUCCACGCUGAGGCCCCCCCCAGCAUACGAGGCCUGCACUUGUUCCUAUGGCUCUUCGAGGGUGCCCCACUGCAGCAUGGACACUUACGAGGCGUGCGUUGAGACCGGAGGACCUUCAGGGCGGCCGUCAACAGCAGGGGUGGUAAGAUUCGCCUUCAUUGCGUGUGAAGGAGGGGACGGGGACGGGGAAGGGGCAGAAGAGGACGCCGAAUCUCAUCAUCCCCAUGGUCUCAGCUGCCUUCAGGAUACGUCAAGACGUGGCUGGACUCCUUCUACAUGUCAGUGUCGGCUUUGACCACCACAGGGCUGGGCAACGUCUCCCCCAUGUCGGAGUUCGGGCGGGCGAUCGGCAUCAUUUGGAUGCUCUCUGGCGUGGCGAGCAUGGUGUACAUGAUUCAGGAGGUUGCCAGCUACGUCUUCAAUGACAUGCGAGCAAGUGUGCCGGAGGACGAGGUUGUGGCGAUGUCCCAGCAGUUAUUCGACAUAAUUGGCAAGGAUGGCGACGGAACCCUGUCAAGAUCUGAGUACCGCUGGUUCGUCCUUCUGAAGCACAAUCUAGUCAGCAAAGAACUCCUCGAAAGCAUAGAUCGUACAUUCGACACCCUGGCUCUAACAGCCGGAAGUUCACCGUCAUCUGGCAGAAUCUCGCUGAAAGAUCUCGAGGCAACGAAGGCAGGGCAUGGGAGGGGUAGUUCUGUUUCCCGGGAACCGAGUGAAGACGUUUAGGUGUCCGGCGACUGGCCGCAUCCAUGCUCUAGGAAUGGCGGCUGGCUGCGGACGCGACAGCGGGGAAGCCAGGCGCCUCCCGAGCAGGUGCGCUCCCGUCGCUCCGCCGCCCUCGCUUCCGUGGCCGUCCCCUCAGCACGCCAUAGUUUCGGACGUACUCUUCUUCGUCCCCCUUCCUCCGCUG